Molecule: messenger RNA, 2391 nt
Organism: Rhizoctonia solani
Lineage: Eukaryota; Fungi; Basidiomycota; Agaricomycetes; Cantharellales; Ceratobasidiaceae
Product: phosphoribosylaminoimidazolecarboxamide formyltransferase / IMP cyclohydrolase
Exons: 12
Coding region: 1-2391 (796 amino acids)
Biological process (GO): 'de novo' IMP biosynthetic process; vacuolar proton-transporting V-type ATPase complex assembly
Cellular component (GO): cytosol
Molecular function (GO): phosphoribosylaminoimidazolecarboxamide formyltransferase activity; IMP cyclohydrolase activity
Source: RefSeq, a predicted model, not a curated record
AUGGCUCAGCACACAGCAUUGCUAUCCGUGUACGAUAAAUCGAAUCUUUUGGAUCUAGCGAGGGGUCUCAAAGAGAGUGGAGUUCGCCUUCUGGGAUCCGGGGGAACAGCGAAGCAGAUCAGAGAGGCCGGAAUUGAGAUAAGCGAUGUCUCAGACAUUACAAAAGCUCCAGAGAUGUUGGGAGGGCGCGUUAAAACGCUCCAUCCGGCGGUCCACGGAGGUCCGUGGAAACAACAACUCAGAGUUCUUGAAUCUCACAGACUUAUUAGGCAUCUUGGCACGACCAUUCCAUCUGACCAAGCGGACUUGACUGCACAAUCAAUUUCGCCGAUUUCUAUCGUUGUAUGCAACUUAUACCCUUUCGAAGCCACUAUUGCGAAGCCGGACUGCACUCUUGCAAACGCAGUCGAGGAGAUCGAUAUCGGCGGCGUUACCUUACUACGGGCUGCUGCCAAAAAUCACGAGCGAUCUGGGGGUGGCAUUAUUUCGCCCUCUCUGCGGAACAAGUUUGCACUUAAAGCAUUCGAAAUGACUUCAGCCUAUGAUUUGGCCAUUUCUAGUUACUUCCGUGAACAGUACGCGUCCUCGCAUUUACCUCAAGAACAGCUCGCUGGAGAAGUACAACGGAUGCCCCUCCGAUAUGGGGCCAACCCUCAUCAGAAACCCGCCCAGGCAUUCGUUACGAGUGGUAAACUCCCUUUCAAGGCGUUGGCUGGAUCACCGGGAUACAUCAACCUACUCGACGCCCUUAAUGCAUAUGCGCUGGUUUCAGAACUCCAAGAAGCCCUACAACUCCCUGCUGCAGCCUCUUUCAAGCAUGUGUCACCCGCUGGAGCCGCGGUAGGCCUUGAACUAAACGAUGUCGAAAAAAUUGUAUAUGGCGUGGACGAUCUUAAGGAGCCAUUGACCCCCUUGGCUUGCGCAUAUGCUCGCGCUAGGGGUGCCGAUCGUAUGUCUUCAUUCGGCGACUUUAUCGCGUUAUCAGCCCCUUGCGAUCUCGCGACUGCCAAAAUCAUUUCCCGCGAGGUCUCUGAUGGUGUGAUCGCGCCGGGAUACAGUGAAGAAGCGCUCGAAGUAUUGAAGAAGAAGAAAGCCGGAAAGUAUUGCGUUCUAGAGAUUGACCCGACCUACAACCCCGGGAAACUAGAAACUCGACAAGUCUUUGGAGUUUCACUACAACAGAAUCGCAACGAUGCCAAAAUUACUGCGGAACUUUUUAGCAACAUUGUUAGCGCAAACAAGGAUCUGCCGAGAGAAGCGGUGGUUGACCUCAUUGUUGCUACGCUAGCUUUAAAGUACACUCAGUCCAACAGUGUGGCCUAUGCGUUGAGGGGGUCCAUCAUUGGUCUUGGUGCAGGUCAACAAUCACGCAUACAUUGCACUCGUCUUGCAGGUGGGAAGGCCGAUAACUGGUGGCUUCGACACCACACUAGGGUCCUCGAGCUGCCCUUCAAAAAGGGAGUCAAGCGGGCCGAGAAAGCUAAUGCGAUUGACUUGUUUGUUGGAGGUGAAGAGCUCGAAGGGGGUGAAAAAGCACAAUGGGAAUCUCUUUUCGAAACCGUUCCCGCACCACUUACCGCCGAGGAGCGUCGUUCACAUGCCACUAAACUAGAUGGUGUGAGCGGCGUGAAGUACCUUGCUGCUCCUGGAGGAAGUGUUAUGGAUGCCGAAUGCAUCAAGGCUGCCGAUGAGCACGGAAUCAUGUCCACUAUAUCUGUCCCUGAGCAUUUAUGGGAGGCCUUAGCACCACUCACCAAACUUGAAAUCGAGCCUUCUGAACUCCAGACGCUACUACGAGAACAUAUCAAACCCACGAUAGAGGAGACUUCAGCUGAAAUACCAUAUGAUCUGAUUACAGGGAUAGCGAGAUGGGCUGGUUCAGAGAAAGGGAAGGAUACACUAAAGGCAGAAGGCCUCGAUCCAAUUUCUUACUCACUUAUACCAUUACUGGCGGGAACAACUUUUGCUCCAUCAUCAAAACCGCCCCCGCCCCCGCCUCCUGAAUACGAUUCUUCUGAAGACAGGCGUGCCAUUACCGCUCUAAUUAAUGGUCUAUUUAGUGUCGUUGGUGUAGGUUUUGCCGCGUGGUGGGCCGCAGGUAGUGUACAUUGGAGAAACGAAACGAGGGUGCUGCUAGCUUUAGCCGCCUCCAUCGUAGUUGCUAUCACAGAAGGGGUGUUGUAUCUUAUCUGGAGCUCACACGCCGAAAAACGAAAAGCACAGCAAAAACGGUGGAAAGCCUCCGAGGCAAAAUCCAAGACAGCCCGAGAGGAGAAGGUAUCUGAGAAUGAAGGAGAAGUCAAGCUUCAGGAUGAAGCUCAGCCCAAUGUAGUUCGAAGGAAGGGCUACGAGUAUGGAGAGGAGGAUGCAUCCGUUGAUUUGCAGGAAUAG